Molecule: messenger RNA, 3871 nt
Organism: Carica papaya (papaya)
Lineage: Eukaryota; Viridiplantae; Streptophyta; Magnoliopsida; Brassicales; Caricaceae
Source: RefSeq, a predicted model, not a curated record
UAUCACGACUUAAACGCAACACGGCGCCGUUGCCUGCCUUCCAAUAAAUACUGCAAUUCCGACUCUCGCCUUCACUUUUUGCCUUCCAAGCGAGAAAACUCAAGUCAUUGUCGCUUCGUUUUCUCGUCUGAUUUCCUCCAAUCCAAACACCUAGGGUGGUAGAGCUUAUCGGACCAACGAAUCUCUGAUCGCUCAUCGAACGGUGCUCUAGUACUCGUUCGUAUUGUGAUUAGGUUUUACAUUCAAUUGAGUCGGCUGACAAAAUGUUCUUUACGGGAGAAUCAACGACUCGAAAACGAGUCGAUUUGGGGGGUCGGAGCUCGAAGGAAAGAGACACUCAGAAGCUCAUCGAGCAAACGAGGCUGGAGAGGAACCGGAGGCUAUUGUUGCGCCAGCAGAACUCUGCUGCAAUAAAAAUUCAAAAAUAUUUCAGAGGGAGAAAGGUUGUGGGAGUUGAACACUCUAAGUUGAGAGAGCAGUUCUAUGAAACCUAUGGAGAAUACUGCGAGAAUGUAAACAGACAUUGUUUUGGACCAGAUUCAGGGUUCCUUCGGCAGCUCUUUUUUUUCUUCAAUGCACAGAAUGAUGGUGAUUUUGCUACCCUCGAAGCGACAUGCCAGUGGCUCCAGCAUCUUCUUCAGAAUAAUGGAGAUAUUGUGAGCCUUUUUGCUGGUGGGGACUAUUCAUCAUGCCGUGCUUUGGUGGAUUACAAAGUGAAGAAACUUGUAUUUGCUUGUAUCGAGGCUAUACAUCAGAAUAGAAAUCGAUUGAAGGAUCAGCUUUUAGCAACUAAAGAUCUAACCAGCAUGGCACCAGCACUGUUGUUAGAAACAGUUGUAUUGUUGAUAAAUCCUCAACUUCCAUGGGCUUCUAAAGUAGUCGUCUAUCUGUUGCAAAGAAAUGCAUUCCAUUUAUUUAGAGAAAUUGUUCUUACAGCAAAGGAAAGUGAUGCUUUUCGUUUUAUUGCGGAAAUAUCUUCACUGGAGCACGUACUUAUGCUCAUAGUAUAUCACAUUGGUGGGGAGCCAUGUAUAUGCUCAAGUGUUGAUCCCAAGUGGAGUUUCUCAUCCCAGAUACUUACACUGCCUUUCUUGUGGCAACUUUUUCCAUACUUGAAAAAGGGUUUUGCAAAUCCAGCUGUGAGUCAACAUUACAUUCAUCAGAUGGUAUCUGGCAUGCAAGAUCAUAUGAAUGUACUUCCUGAUGAUAUAUCAUUGGAGUUUCCUAGCUAUGCCUGCCUUCUUGGUAACAUUUUAGAAGUAGCUGGAGUCACUUUUUCUCGGCCUGAUUGCUCAUUCGAAAUGGCUACAGACGUAGCUGCUGUUGCAACAUUUUUACUGGAGGCACUGCCUCCUGUAAAAUCCUCUAGUAGAGAAAGUACAGGAAGGUCUGCAGUUGGUGAGGAUGAUAUGGCUGCGGGUGAUACGGGGAUGGAAAUUACCUUAAAUGGGGAUUUGGAACAGCAGAUAAUUAAUGCCAUAGAUUCACGUUUUCUUUUGCAAUUGACAAAUGCUCUAUUUGGAGGGAUUUCACUUGUCAGCCAGUCACAUAAAGAACCAGAUGAUAAGGAGGUGGCAGCUGUUGGUGCUGCUUGUGCUUUCCUGCAUGUUGCCUUCAAGACUCUACCCCUUGAAAGAAUCAUGACGGUGCUAGCUUAUAGAACUGAGCUUAUUCCAGUGCUCUGGAAUUUUAUGGAGCGGUCUCAUAAGAAUAAAAAAUGGUCAUCUUUGCCUGUACACUUGGCAUAUCUCUCAGGGGAUGCCCCUGGUUGGUUGCUACCCCUGGCUGUUUUCUGUCCUGUUUACAAGCACAUGCUUAUGAUAGUUGAUAAUGAGGAGUUUUAUGAGAGAGAGAAGCCAUUAUCUUUGAAGGAUAUCAGAUGCCUAAUUGUCAUUUUGAGACAGGCCUUGUGGCAGCUGCUCUGGGUUAAUCCAAUGAUGCACUCUAAUAAGGGAAAAUCUGUGGCUCACAUCUUUGUUCAUAAAAAAGGCCCUCUUGAUGUUAUUGAGAAUAAAGUUAGCACUGCAGUCUCUGGGCUUCUCUCUCAGUUACAAGACUGGAAUAAUAGACGACAGUUCACUUCUCCUGGUGACUUUCAUGCUGAGGAUGUCAAUGAUUUGUUUAUCUCUCAGGCUGUAAUAGAAGGUACAAGAGCAUAUGAGAUAUUGAAGCAAGCUCCUUUCCUGGUACCAUUCACAAGCAGAGUUAGAAUAUUCUCACAACAACUAACAAAUGUUAGACAAAGACAAGGGUCUCAUGGUGUUGUUCCCCGAAACCGAUUUAGAAUACGGCGGCAUCACAUUUUGGAAGAUGCUUACAAUCAAAUGAGUGCAUUAUCUGAAGAAGACCUACGAGGACUGAUUCGUGUAACAUUCGUCAAUGAAUUUGGAGUUGAGGAGGCUGGUAUCGACGGAGGUGGUAUUUUUAAAGAUUUUAUGGAGAACAUUACGCGAGCAGCGUUUGAUGUACAAUAUGGGUUAUUCAAGGUUAUAACAUAUCCAACUACUUGCAUUUGUGAUUUCCAUCUUUUUCUUUUUCUUUCUAUCAGAUAUUCAUAUCCUUUGGAUGGGGAAUAUUCCAGAGCAUCUGUUGUAAUGAAGGAGUGGAAGGCAAUGUUUGAAGGAAUUCUUGUUGACAUACCAUUUGCAACAUUCUUCUUGAGCAAAUUGAAACAAAAGUACAACUACUUGAAUGACUUGCCAUCCUUGGACCCUGAAUUAUAUCGCCACCUUAUUUUCUUAAAGCAUUACAAAGGGAAUAUUUCAGAGUUGGAGCUCUACUUCGUGAUUGUUAACAAUGAAUAUGGAGAGCAGACAGAAGAAGAGCUGCUUCCAGGAGGGAAAGAUAUACGUGUUACUAAUGAGAACGUAAUUACAUUUAUUCAUCUUGUGUCCAAUCACCGCUUAAACUUUCAGAUACGUCAACAAAGUUCUUAUUUCUUAAGGGGUUUUCAGCAACUUAUGCAGAAAGAUUGGAUUGAUAUGUUUAACGAGCAUGAGCUACAGCUGCUGAUAUCAGGUUCCCUUGAAAGUUUGGAUGUUGAUGACUUACGAAGCCACACCAAUUACUCGGGUGGCUAUCAUGCUGAGCACUAUGUCAUUGAAAUAUUUUGGGAAGUCCUCAAAAGUUUUUCACUGGAAAAUCAGAAGAAGUUUUUGAAGUUUGUGACUGGGUGCUCUCGAGGACCGCUGCUUGGAUUCAGAUAUCUUGAACCAUUAUUUUGUAUACAGAGGGCUGCUGGCAUUGCCUCAGAUGAAGCUUUAGACCGAUUACCCACAUCAGCUACUUGUAUGAAUCUUCUGAAGCUUCCACCUUACAGAAGCAAAGAGCAGUUGGAGACCAAACUUUUGUAUGCGAUAAAUGCGGAUGCUGGUUUUGAUUUGAGCUAAUGUUGACUCCCCGUCUCCUUUUUGAACAGAAUCAAUGUAAUAGCUCCAUUCUUUGGUUGAUGGAACCCUAUUUUUUGACUCAUGAUAUAGUACCAUUUCUAUUGAGCUUUUAUGGUAAUGAUCAAGGACCAUUUACCAAGGCCAUCAUGGAGCAUACAAACAGUAUAAAAACAGAUUAAGGCCCGAGUAUAGUGGUGUACAGAUACAUAAAGCCUAGAUGCAGUUUCUGUUUCAAUGUAUAUACAUGGCAGAUACUCAGUCCCAACUUCGCGAAGCUCAUGUACUCCAGGACUUCUCGCAAGUGGAUGAUUCUUGUAAAACUGUAGUUCAUUGAAGGCAUCUGUCUGUUGUACUAGUCUGUAAAGUAGAAGGAAUGUUUUAUUGUAACUCAAGUCAAUUGUAGAAGCUAUAAUUAUACUUUGAUAUUGACAUUGAUGGCUGGUAGAAAAAUAAAAUGGGUGUCAAUGCAUGGUUCUCAGUGA